Messenger RNA from Colletotrichum higginsianum IMI 349063, 1758 nucleotides. RefSeq names its product C2H2 transcription factor. NCBI's taxonomy places the organism in Eukaryota, Fungi, Ascomycota, Sordariomycetes, Glomerellales, Glomerellaceae. The record is from RefSeq and is a predicted model, not a curated record. The transcript is spliced from 5 exons. The coding region runs from base 1 to 1758 and encodes 585 amino acids.
AUGUUGGCUCCGCAGACUGGGAAUCACGCGUUGUCGGAAUUUCGACACUUCUUCAGCAACAGUGGCUUGCAGCAAAUCGCCGAUAACCUGCGCUUCCGGAGCCCAGAUCGAGACGAGAGCUGUACGGCUGUUCCCACGGCGGAAUCAUCAUCUCAAAAUGCUAGGACCGCAAGGGAGUCUUGGGCACAAUCCUCAGCCGUGAGCGGACGUGAAUCUCUGACGCAACGACGACAAAAUUCCUCUGCCAUUUCCCGUACGGAUGAUCAAAAGGAGACCCCGGGGUUUGUGCCUCCAUCGAAUCAAGCAUGCCGCAGAUACCUCACCUCUUGCGUCAAGAACAGCAGAUUCGCUUUUGUGAGUGAAAGCAUUCUUAACGACGAUGUGCACCCUGCCCUGCGCUUUGCAACACUUGCUCUAGGCGCACUGUAUCUGUUUGAAGCUCGCAAUGCGAAGUCGAUGUUCGACUUCAGUCGAAAGGCGGCACUCCAAGCUUGGACUGCCUCGCCAGAGUACGGCGGGCAUGGGACUUCAAGAACUGUAUCUGGUCAUCUGCUCGCCGCUUUUCUCCUGCUCUCAGAGUUCGUCGGUUUAGAUCAACCGGCCCAUCUUGUGGACGAACUCCAAGUUCUUGGAAGUGCCAUAACCUUCUACGCGAGGUCUUGCAAGGAUUUAUCCGAAAAGACAUCGGCAGCCAUCGAUGAAUCUGUCGAGAUCUGUCAGACAUCCCGACUCAUGAGAGCGUGUUCUGUCUACACCUCGGCAUUACAGAGCUUCUUACUAGGCUUGCCCGAUAUGCCUCGACCGAGCGAGUUCUUUUUUGAAAUCCCUGCUCCAACUCGGGCGAGGGUCCGAUCCAAUACUAACACCCUACGAGAGCCGGAACAGUUGCCUGGCUACUCUCAAAACGACAAUAUGAGUACACUGAUGGAAGAAGUGAUUUUGCAUGUAGAGAGCGCAGGACGCUCAAGUAACGGCGACUUUUGUCUCUCAGAACUCGAGCCUUGGACAACGUUGUCACUGGUUGCGUGUCUAAUCUCACGACUGCAUUUGGCACGAGAUGCAGUUGUGCUUGGGCUGCCUACGGAACCACUGGUUGCAGAACAGGACCGGCUUCUACUGGUGGACAGGAAGACCCUGAGUUUCGUCAAGUCCAACAUGAGCCGUCAAGCUGCUCGGCCAUCGCUCCCGUCGCCACAGCAGCAUAACGCGAACGAAACGCACAGCCUGGUCUGUCUCGCACAUUUACGAGCCGUCUUCCGUACGGACUUGAAGUACGACAGAGACCCAUCCCAGCUUGCAGCGACGUUGAGGGAUUUUCGAUUCCGGGCUGAUAAGAACGCCUCUCAUUUGUUACUGUCGUCAGUCGAGAAUUGCCUCGAUUCUCUGGAGGAGCCCGCGAAUACGGGGUUCACGUACUACGUCCGCCAGAACGCCAGUCUUUGGGGUUUAUCAGGCGUCAUAUGGGCAUUUGAAUCUGCUGUGUUCCUGAGCAAGUGGCUGGAUCAAUACACCAUCGGGACUUCGCCCGUUCAAGACGGGUUGGUCGAGCGAGCAAAGCACCUGGUGGCGAUGGCAUGGUCAUCAGUGCACGAUGAUGUUAACUCACCAGAUGAAGUGGAGUCGGACAGCCUGCCGCGGUUAACUCUUGGAUUUUGGGGACGUCUUCUCGGAGCCCUUGAGGCCAAGCCGUUUGCAUUGCGCCUAGGAGCAGCCCUCGGUGUCUUGGCCUCGUUUCACGAUUUGCCGCAAAGGGCAUGA